AUGUCACGUUACGAUAUUGUCUUAUACGGUGCCAGCGGUUUCACUGGGGCUUACGUUCUUAAAUUAUUGCUUGAAGAACAGAAACAACACAAUGUGAGCUUUGCUAUAGCAGGGCGUAGUGAAGUUCGGUUAAAGAAACUGCUCCAAAAUAUAAGUCAAGAAUUGGGCAAAGAUUUGCAAAAUGUUUCUAUAAUUACUGCCAACAGUUAUGAUGAAUCUACACUCGCAGCAAUGGCGAAUCAAGCAAAGGUCAUCAUAAAUGUCGUUGGUCCUUAUCGAUUGUAUGGAGAAGCAGUUGUAAAGGCUGCUGUGGAAAAUGGUGCUAGCUAUGUAGACAUUUCGGGAGAACCUGCGUUCUUGGAGUCGAUGCAAAUGAAAUAUGGUAAUAUUGCUCAAGAAAAAGGUCUAUAUGUUGUUGGUGCAUGUGGUUGGGAUAGUAUUCCUUGUGAUUUGGGUGUUAAUUUCCUGAAAGAGAAAUUCAGCGGUCAGCUGAAUCAUGUUGAAACAUUCGUCCAACUAAAUACAGGACCUGCGGGUUAUUCAUUCAAUGCGGGCACAUAUCGCACUUUAGUUUUGGGCAUGGCAAAUAUGAUGACUGAUGGCUUGGGUAAAAUAAGACGAAGUAUCAUGCCAGAACGCUUACCAAGAAGCUCGUUCCGAGCACCGAAGAGAGGAACUUUUUGGUUUAAUGAGAAGGUUGAUGGUUGGUGUCUUCCGUUUUACGGAUCAGAUAAAAGUGUCGUUACUCGAUCUCAAUAUUUUGACUAUAAGCUCCGCACUGUUUUACCAGUCCAAGUGGAAACAUUUAUUCGAGUCAAAUCGUUUAUUUGGGCUUGUCUACUUUCUCUAUGGCUUGUUGUUUUUUCCGCUGCUGCCAAAAUGUCAUUUAUGAAAAAUUUUUUGCUGGCAUAUCCAGGAUUAUGCAGUUUUGGCAUGUUCAAGGAUUCGGGACCUACAGUUAAGCAAGCAUCGUUUACUUACUGGUUCUUUGGUACUGGUUGGUCAGAAAGGCAUAGCUCUUUUGAUGAGUACACUGUUAAACCAACUAAACAGAUGGUAGCUCGUUGUGUCGGUCCGGAUGCCGGAUACAUUUCAACUUCAGCCUGUGUAUUAGCUGCUGCGUUGUCGUUACUCAAUGAUGCUGAUAAACUUCCACAAGGAGGUGUAUACACAUCAGCGGCAGCAUUCAAAGACACAGGGAUCUAUGAUCGUCUCGAAAGAUAUGGUGUUCGAUUUGAAAUUGUUGACGAGCUUCAUUGA
Brugia pahangi is the source of this 1260-nucleotide messenger RNA. NCBI's taxonomy places the organism in Eukaryota, Metazoa, Nematoda, Chromadorea, Rhabditida, Onchocercidae. The record is from the annotation of a GenBank genome assembly.